AUGAAAGACGACCACGAACAAGGAAAAGACGACCACGAACAAGGAAAAGACGACCACGAACAAGGAAAAGACGACCACGAACAAGGAAAAGACGACCACGAACAAGGAAAAGACGACCACGAACAAGGAAAAGACGACCACGAACAAGGAAAAGACGACCACGAACAAGGAAAAGACGACCACGAACAAGGAAAAGACGACCACGAACAAGGAAAAGACGACCACGAACAAGGCAAAGAUGACUACGAACAAAGAAAAGACGUCCAGACACGAGAGAAAAAAAAGCAUCGGAGGAGGCAGAUUGGGCAGGAUAAACUGGAAGGACAGAAUAACAAAUAUUGCAGUACAAGAAAAGCUGAAAGUCCAAAGACACCUACUGUCGAGAAUCAAGUCCACAAAGCUAUCAUAUUUUUGGACUUACAAUGCGCCACGAGUCAUUGCCAAGACAAUCCUGACAAUGUGCAAGAGUCCGUCAAAGACUGGCAAUGCCUUUGUUCAGAUUCUCACUAUGACACAAUGUGCACUUCAGAAUCAUAUUCCCUAUCAUGUAAACCACUUCAAACAUUAUUUUAG
Messenger RNA from Octopus bimaculoides (California two-spot octopus), 573 nucleotides. Its product is annotated as protein PIF. The record is from RefSeq and is a predicted model, not a curated record. NCBI's taxonomy places the organism in Eukaryota, Metazoa, Mollusca, Cephalopoda, Octopoda, Octopodidae.